This is a messenger RNA of Cannabis sativa, 1713 nucleotides long. Its product is annotated as protein TRIGALACTOSYLDIACYLGLYCEROL 1, chloroplastic. NCBI's taxonomy places the organism in Eukaryota, Viridiplantae, Streptophyta, Magnoliopsida, Rosales, Cannabaceae. The record is from RefSeq and is a predicted model, not a curated record. Gene Ontology annotation, cellular component: ATP-binding cassette (ABC) transporter complex. The transcript has 4 exons. Gene Ontology annotation, biological process: phospholipid transport. Bases 522 to 1574 code for a protein of 350 amino acids.
UUAUCCCAAUUAUGUCACUUCAUUUCAUUGGAGAUCCUCUCUGGUCUAUCUGCACCACCAUCCUUUUCUGGAAAACCAAUUUUAAAUCUUCCUAAAUUGGCGUCGACGCUACGUACCACAGCCGGAGUAUUUGACGAUGCUUGCUGCCAUCGUCGGAGCUUGAAGCUUGCUUUUAUCGCCAGAUCUGAGCUACCACAACUCGGAGUUUGACGACGCUUACUGCCAUCUACAGAGUUCGAAGCUUGCUUCUAUGGCCAAACCUCGACGCUAACGGGUGGAGUUUAAAUGCCGAUUUGGUGGACAGAUUAACAUUAUCUGUAGAGAAAGAGAGAGCUACAUACAUGGUCUGUAUUUUUUUUCACAGCGAAAAAGAGAAGCUGAAAGACGAACCACUGAAUCGGGUGAUGAACCUCCGAAUGACCUGGUAACUUAAAUUAGGUGAGUCAGCUUUGGUUUGGCGUUGCUGCUGUAUUUUAGAAGGAACUCAUUUCAUAGACUUCGGAUAUUUAACACAAUCAGCUAUGCAAAUAAUUUCCAGUCAUCUAUACUUUUGUUGUCCUAACAGAAAAAGAAGCAUAAAACCGGAUGGGUGGUUUAAAAUGCAAAUCCCAUGUUCACCUCAACGGGUUAAAAGUAUUGCUUUUCUUCGAAGACCUCAGGAUUGUAAGUUUUUAAUGCAGAAUACUAGACUGUUUUCUGUUCCGAACACAAAUGAUGGGCACCCAUCUGUCUCCAAGCUAGAAGACUCGAACACUAAUCAUUCCCCCAACUCUGAAGUGGAAUCCUUGCUUCACCAUUGGUCCCCUCCCCGGUUUUUGUGGAGGGGAUUAUCAGUUCUUGUUAUUGCAGGGCAGGUACUAGUAAGGAUUUUAACAGGAAAGAUCCAUUGGCGGAAUACUCUUCAACAGUUAGAGAGAGUUGGGCCUAAAUCACUUGGGGUCUGUCUCCUAACUUCAGCUUUUGUUGGAAUGGCCUUCACUAUCCAAUUUGUUAGGGAAUUCACCAGGUUGGGAUUAAGCAGAUCUGUUGGUGGAGUACUAGCUUUGGCAUUCGCAAGGGAGUUGAGUCCUGUGGUUACGUCGAUAGUGGUCGCAGGACGUAUUGGAAGUGCUUUUGCUGCAGAGUUGGGAACAAUGCAAGUAUCCGAGCAAACUGACACGUUGAGAGUUCUUGGGACUAACCCUGUUGAUUACCUUGUGACCCCAAGGGUGAUUGCUGCCUCUGUUGCUUUGCCAUUUUUGACAUUAAUGUGCUUCAUAGUAGGUAUGGCAUCAAGCGGUUUUCUUGCUGAUGCUGUUUAUGGUGUCAGUAUCAACAUUAUCUUGGAUUCAGCUCGAAGAGCCCUUAAGCCAUGGGACAUUAUUAGUGCAAUGAUUAAGUCACAGGUGUUUGGUGCUAUUAUUUCUAUUGUGAGCUGUGCUUGGGGGGUUACCACCAUGGGAGGUGCCAAGGGUGUCGGGGAGUCCACAACCUCAUCAGUUGUCAUCUCCCUAGUUGGUAUCUUCAUUGCGGACUUCGUUCUAUCCUACUUCUUUUUCCAGGGAGUAGGAGAUUCAUUGAAGAAUUGUGUGUAAGCAAGUUUCAUUGUCUAAUAGUGUGUUCUCUGUUUGUUUAUGGGUAUAUUCAAAUUCGAUCUGAUUAGAGCAGGGAAUGAAUCAAGUGUUUGCACGAUCAAUUGCAUGCCUUUUGGUAAUUCUCAUAAUUUUGUUGCCA